This is a messenger RNA of Punctularia strigosozonata HHB-11173 SS5, 789 nucleotides long. RefSeq lists its product as uncharacterized. The annotation marks the transcript as partial. The transcript has 5 exons. The record is from RefSeq and is a predicted model, not a curated record. NCBI's taxonomy places the organism in Eukaryota, Fungi, Basidiomycota, Agaricomycetes, Corticiales, Punctulariaceae. Gene Ontology annotation, biological process: mitochondrion organization. Gene Ontology annotation, cellular component: membrane; mitochondrion.
GUGCCCGUUGCCCUUGCCGUCGGUGUCGCCCAGGCCAGCAUUUACGAUGUGCCCGGAGGCUACCGUGCCGUCAUGUUCGACCGCUUCUCGGGAGUGGGGAACACGGCGAAGCCGGAGGGAACUCACUUCCUCGUUCCAUGGCUCCAGCGUGCCAUUCUGUAUGAUGUCCGCAUAAAGCCUCGGAACAUUUCAACAACGACGGGGUCCAAGGACCUUCAAAUGGUCACUUUGACGCUCCGUGUUCUUUCCAGGCCCGAUAUCGACAAGCUUCCGCGUAUUUACCAGUCGCUCGGCAUGGACUACGACGAGCGUGUCCUCCCAUCUAUCGGCAACGAAGUGCUCAAGGCUAUUGUCGCACAAUUCGACGCCGCCGAGCUCAUUACUCAACGUGAGGUAGUCAGCUCGCGUAUACGCGCGGACCUGCUGCAGCGUGCCGGCGAGUUCGGCAUUACUCUUGAGGACGUGUCGAUUACGCACUUGACCUUCGGCAAGGAAUUCACCCAAGCCGUCGAAGCCAAGCAAAUAGCCCAACAGGACGCUGAGCGGGCGCGUUUCGUUGUUGAGAAGGCUCAACAAGAGAAACAAGCCGCCAUCAUUCGCGCUGAGGGUGAAGCCGAAGCGGCUGCCAAAAUCUCGAAAGCUCUCUCCACUGCCGGCGAGGCAUUCAUCACCUUCCGCAGAAUCGAAGCCGCCAAGGCCAUCGUCGGCUCGCUCUCGCAGAACGGCAACGUCACCUACGUGCCGAGUAGCAACGGGAACGUUCUCCUUAACAUACCUACCCAGAAGUAA